This is a messenger RNA of Babjeviella inositovora NRRL Y-12698, 1163 nucleotides long. RefSeq lists its product as uncharacterized. The record is from RefSeq and is a predicted model, not a curated record. Gene Ontology annotation, biological process: regulation of DNA-templated transcription; chromatin organization. NCBI's taxonomy places the organism in Eukaryota, Fungi, Ascomycota, Pichiomycetes, Serinales. The transcript has a single exon. Bases 103 to 1023 code for a protein of 306 amino acids. Gene Ontology annotation, cellular component: nucleus; NuA4 histone acetyltransferase complex.
CGCGAAUCAUAAUCUAUAUACUCAUUUAAACAAAGACAUACACCCCAGAAUAUAACAGACAUAUACCCCAUAAUAUAACAGACACGCACAAAUACAUAUAUAAUGCCCCCACAUUCCCUCCAAAUCAACUCCAAGUGCUUAGUAACACUGGGGUCCACGCUUCAGUUGGCCAAGAUCUACAUGAUCCAUAGUCGCUUAAAGCCGUUCACGAUAUUGGGCAAAGACGGAAAUAUACCCACCAACUCACCGUCUGCCAGCUUUCCUGCCGAGUUCUUAACCCUUGAUUGUGUGUUUUUAAAGUUUCUAGACACGGGACACCAGAAAUGGGUGGCCCAGGAGCGAGUCAUCACGUACCUGGAGACCAAUUUGGCCCAAAAGAGGAUGCUCGACCAGAACCAGCACAGGGUGAGAAAAAUCACCCGCACCAGAGCCAAAGAUAUCAAACUGAAAGUUGAAGUAAAGUCCGUGUCCCAUAGAGCCAAGGCGAAACCACCGAUCCUAGCCAAGCUCGCAGAGAUUAAAGAAGAGUUCCAGGUCAUGAUAACCCUCUCGGACCGGUUGAAGCAUUUGUUGCUACAGGACUAUAAGAACGUCACGAGACAUGGGCAGCUAGUGAGGCUCCCUGCGUGUGUACCCGUGUCGAAAGUCAUUUCAAAUUUUUCCAGGAGCUCGGCGCUAUCCGCAGAUAUUACAAAAAGCAUUGAGGUGUACUUUAACCGUUCCUUGGCCUCUUUGGUGUUAUAUGACUUUGAACGCCAGCAAUUUGUGUACUUAAAGAGGGAAGACACCGAGUCGUAUUCGGAUGUCUACGGGGCGAUCCACUUGCUACGCUUACUUGUUGUGUUGCCGAGUCUUUUGGUCUCAAGCUUGUUGAGCGAGGACGGUAUCAAAAUCAUGCUCAAGCAUAUGAACGAGCUAUUGGAAUACAUGGAAAAGGCCUAUGAGAAGAUUUUCAGCCCUGAAGACUAUAUGAAGGCCCUGAAGACAUACUUAAACGAUAAUAAGGAGUUUAUGGUUAUAUAAGAUGACCGUCUUCACCUUCGCCUUUUGCAAUCCGGUAGAUAACUCAUCAUAGACUCCGCAACGAACGGUUCUUUAUUUAGCCUGAUACAGAAGCUGCCACUUCAAUUCAAGGAUGGCCACUUUGGAGCCCUCAUCAGCUC